Messenger RNA from Mollisia scopiformis, 3049 nucleotides. RefSeq names its product WD40 repeat-like protein. The record is from RefSeq and is a predicted model, not a curated record. NCBI's taxonomy places the organism in Eukaryota, Fungi, Ascomycota, Leotiomycetes, Helotiales, Mollisiaceae. The transcript has 3 exons. Gene Ontology annotation, molecular function: snoRNA binding; protein binding. Gene Ontology annotation, cellular component: small-subunit processome; Pwp2p-containing subcomplex of 90S preribosome. Bases 72 to 2987 code for a protein of 971 amino acids. Gene Ontology annotation, biological process: maturation of SSU-rRNA.
UUUCAAGAACCGUCUUUUGUAUGUUCAGCAGCGCAUAACCUCAAACUUGAAUACACAUUCAGGAUGUAAAAAUGGUCAAAUCAUACUUGAAAUACGAGCAUGCGAAAACGUUUGGCCUUGUCACUUCCAGUACCGCAAAUGUCGUCUGGUCCUCAUCUCCUCUCGAAUCUGGGUCAUUGCGCGGAACAGGCGCAGGUCGAGCCAUCACAGCUGCCAAUGAAGAAGUGCUAUGCUGGGACAUUAAAAAGGGCGAACUUCUGAGUCGUUGGAGGGACAACAAUUGCAAGGCACCAGUCACUGCUAUUGCACAGAGCAAAACUGACGGAGACGUUUUCGCCGUCGGUUACGAAAAUGGAAGUAUCAGAAUAUGGGAUUCAACAAUAGCGACCAUAAUUGUCAGCUUUAAUGGCCAUCGGUCAGCGAUUACGACUCUUGCUUUCGACAAAUCCGGGACCAGGCUAGCAAGUGGAUCCAAGGAUACGGAUGUGAUUAUCUGGGAUUUGGUAGCUGAACUAGGCUUGUUUAAGCUGAGAGGACAUAAAGACCAGAUUACGGGGCUGCAUUUUGUCCAGCCAGAUGAACGACCCAGUGUCCAUGAAAAUGAGGAGACAACUAUUGCUACUUUUCAAGAUUCAUCAGCAGAUGAAGGCUUCCUGCUCACGACUGGCAAAGAUGCGCUUAUAAAGCUCUGGGACAUCUCAUCUAGACACUGCAUAGAGACUCACGUUGCACAAACCAAUGGAGAGUGCUGGGCUCUAGGUGUAUCUCCUGAUGGAGCCAGCUGUAUCACCGCUGGCAAUGAUGGGGAGCUCAAAGUUUGGUCUAUCAACAGCACCGCGCUCCUCGAAUCAUCAAGAGAGCCGGAUAGUGCCAUGAAAAGCAACUUCUUGCAUAGUCGGGGUGAUAUUCACCGUCAGGGUAAGGAAAAGGCAUUAGAAGUCACUUUCCAUCCUCGGCAGGACUAUUUCGCUGUCCACGGAUCAGAAAAAGCAAUCGAAAUAUGGAGGAUACGCUCAGAGGAAGAAGUCAGGAAAACUUUAGCACGCAAGCGGAAAAGGAGGCGUGAAAAGCAAGCAGCUGGAAAUGAGAAGAUGGAUCUUGAUGGAGGAGACGCGACAAUAGACGAGCAGGACGAAGAUGCUUCAAAAGCCGAAAUCAGUGAUGUUUUUGUCCCUUAUGUGAUAGUAAGGACUGGCGGUAAAGUCCGUGCAAUGAAUUGGGUCAAAAUGAAGGGCUCGAAAGCCAUACAACUACUGGCUGCCACAACGAAUAAUCAACUAGAGGUCUACAGUGUCCCGACCAAGAAUCAAGCCAAGAAGGUCAAAAGUGAAGAGCUUCCAGAAUAUUCGCGAAGUCUUUCCGUGGAGCUUCCUGGCCAUCGAGCAGAUAUUCGAGCACUCGCUCUCAGUUCUGAUGACAGAAUGCUAGCAUCGGCAUCUAAUGGAGGGCUCAAGAUCUGGAAUGUACGCACAAGAAGCUGCAUACGUACUUUCGAGUGCGGUUAUGCAUUGUGCUGUGCAUUCUUGCCUGGAGACAAAAUUGUGGUGGUAGGCACGAAGAGCGGUGACUUGGAGCUGUUUGAUAUUGCAUCUGCUGCAGUUCUUGAUACUGUGAAGGCCCAUGAAGGUGCCGUGUGGUCUUUACAGGUCCAUCCAGACGGAAAAUCACUCGUAUCUGGAGGAGCGGACAAGACAGCUAAGUUCUGGAAUUUCGAAGUCUUCCAGGAAGAAAUUCCUGGCACGAAACGAACCACCCCACGAUUACGGCUAACACACACACGAACAUUGAAAGUCUCAGAUGACAUCCUCAGUGUCCGUUUCUCUCCAGACUCCAAACUGUUAGCCGUUGCUCUAUUGGACAACACCGUCAAGGUGUUCUUCGUAGAUUCGUUGAAGCUAUUCCUCAACUUGUAUGGUCAUAAGUUACCUGUUCUGAAUAUGGAUAUUUCGUUCGACAGCAAGCUCAUUGUCACAUGUUCUGCUGAUAAGAACAUCCGCCUCUGGGGGUUGGAUUUUGGCGAUUGCCACAAGGCGUUCCUUGCUCAUCAAGACAGUAUCCUUCAAGUAGCUUUUGUUCCACACAACCAAGAUGGCAAUGGGCAUCACUUCUUCAGUAGCAGCAAGGACAAGAUGAUCAAAUAUUGGGAUGGCGAUAAGUUUGAACAAAUCCAGAGGCUGAACGGUCACCACGGUGAAAUCUGGGCCCUUGCUGUGAGCAGGACUGGGAACUAUCUUGUUAGUGCAAGCCACGAUAAGAGCAUUCGAGUAUGGGAACAGACUGAUGAGCAGAUCUUCUUGGAGGAAGAGAAGGAGAAAGAGCUUGAAGAACUGUACGAAAGUACCAUGUUAGCCUCCCUGGAAGGCGAGAAAGAUGAAGAUGAUGAUGCUGAAUUUGGAGAUGUGGCAAAGCAAACCAGCGAAACUCUUACUGCAGGAGAGAAGAUCACCGAAGCUCUAGACAUUGGCAUGGCAGAUCUAGAGCUCAUGAACGAGUGGGAGGCAGCGAAAGCUUCUCAGUCCAACAUCGCACCACCAUCACGAAAUCUUCUUUAUAUGGCUUUAGGGGGAAUCAGCGCCGAGGCUCACGUCAUGAGGGUACUGCAAGGGAUACAAGCUGCAGCACUGCAAGAUGCCCUACUUGUCCUACCUUUCAUCAAACUACCCAUGCUUUUCACAUUUAUCAACAUCUUCGCAAAGAGGUCGAUGAACAUUCCUCUGACCUGUCGGAUCCUGUUCUUCAUGCUGAAAACUCAUCACAGCCAAAUCGUCGCCAGCAAAACCAUGAAACCAAUGCUAGAAGAAAUUCGGGGCAAUCUCAGACGAGAGCUGAAAAGACAGAAGGAAGAAGUAGGUUUUAAUCUUGCAGCUCUGAAGGUUAUCAGUACUCAAGUCAAGGCAAAGGGAGUGAAGGAUUAUGUAGAUGAAGAUACUUGGGAAGAGGAUGAGAAGGGAGCCACCAAGAAGAGAGGGUUUGUACAAGUAUCUUGAAAAAUACCCUGGAGACAUGUAUCACUAAGGAUAGGAAAAGUCCUGAUAUGCGAAAUGAAAAC